Messenger RNA from Arachis duranensis, 822 nucleotides. RefSeq lists its product as uncharacterized. The coding region runs from base 72 to 635 and encodes 187 amino acids. Gene Ontology annotation, biological process: GMP salvage; hypoxanthine metabolic process; guanine salvage. NCBI's taxonomy places the organism in Eukaryota, Viridiplantae, Streptophyta, Magnoliopsida, Fabales, Fabaceae. The record is from RefSeq and is a predicted model, not a curated record. Gene Ontology annotation, molecular function: magnesium ion binding; hypoxanthine phosphoribosyltransferase activity. The transcript has 3 exons.
UCAAAGCAACAAAUUUCAAUCCUCUAAACCCUAUUCUUUCUCUUUCUCUCUCUUUCUUCCACCCGAGUCUAAUGGCUUUGCACUCCCACAUAGAGAGAGUUCUAUGGAGCGAGGAGCAAAUCUCUUGCCGGGUCACCAACCUCGCCGCUCAAAUCUCUGCCGACUUUCGUGCGGUUUCUCCGCCGCCGGUGGCCGUUGGCGUGGCCACCGGUGCUUUCCUCUUCCUCGCCGACCUGGUUCGAAGGAUUGAGCUCCCCCUCGCCGUUGAUUUCGUGAGAGCCGAAUCCUACGGUGCAGGAAUACAGUCUAACUGUGCGCCCACCAUUUCUUUGGAUUUGAAAGUUGAUGUCAAAGGCCGCCACGUCAUCUUGGUUGAAGACAUCGUAGAUACAGGACAUACUUUAUGUAGAGUUAUUGAACACUUGAAAUCAAAAGAAGCAUCCUCUGUGUCCGUGUGCACUUUCCUUGAUAAGCCAGCAAGGAGAAAAGUUAAUGUUCAACUAGUGGGUGAAGGCAAAUUCUACAGGGGAUUUGAGUGUCCAGACUAUUUUGUUGUUGGAUACGGGAUGGAUUUUGCAGAACUGUACAGAAACUUACCAUACAUAGGUGUCUUGAAGCCUGAACAUUACCAAUGAUUCUACACAUUAUUAGCCACAGUUUUCUAAGUGUUUUUCUUGAAUUCUUUCAAUUCUACUUGAUUGGUGAACAUAAUGUGAAACAGAAGUAGAUGGAAACUAGAAUAUUUUUUUUGUUAUGCAUUUUGAAUUGUACGAUUUCAUUUCAUACAUCAUCAAAAUCUAAACAACAUUGGUUGUUGAAUAA